GAGGCCCAUGCUUGCGGCGUUCGCGCAGCACUAGCAGCGUCCCACGACCGCGCCGGGGUCGAAAAACCAUGGCGUCGCUGGCGGAAAAGCCCCCCGAGGACGCGCCCAUCGAGAUCAGCAUGUUCAAGGCCCCCGAGUGCUUCCUCUACAAGGUGCCGCCGCUGAAGAUUGCGAGCGGCCACCGCGCCGAGGACUGGGGCCUCGGCAGCCCGCAGCUCACGGGCCGCGUCGAGAUCGUCGGCGUCGGCACGACGGCCGAGGUGCGCGUCUUCAAGCAGGACGACGGCGCGAAGCCCGUCGCGGUCUGCCCCGUGCGCUGCGCCGCGGGGAGCCCGGCCGUCGGCGCGGUCGUCGACGACGUCGUCGACAGCAGCCGCUACUUCGUGCUGCGCCUCGAGGACGCGAAGAAGCGCAAGGCCUACCUGGGCCUCGGCUUCCGGGAGCGCGACGUCGCCUACGACUUCAAGGCCACGCUCUGCGACUUCAAGCGCAGCGUCGACCGCGAAGAGAAGGCCGAGGCGGACCACGCGGACUACGAGCGGCGCCAGGCCGACGGCGCGGACCCGGAGCCCGAGGUCGACAUGUCCCUCAAGGGCCGCAUCAAGAUCAGCCUGGGCGACGACGACGGCGACCGGCCCGAGCGGCCGAAACGCGAGAGCGCGGGCCCGGCCGACGGCGCGGUGCCGCGCCUCGCGCCGCCGCCGAAGCCCGUGCCCCGGCGCUCGCCGCCGCGGCCCGCGCCGCCGCCCGCCGCCGCGCCGCCGCCCCUGGAGAACUGGGCGACCUUCGACGACGCGUGCCCCGCGGCCGACGGCGGCGGCGACGCGGCCGACGGCGGCGACGACGACGACGGCUUCGGGGACUUUGAACAGGCCUAAAAUUUAUCGAUCGC
Molecule: messenger RNA, 892 nt
Organism: Aureococcus anophagefferens
Lineage: Eukaryota; Pelagophyceae; Pelagomonadales; Pelagomonadaceae
Exons: 1
Coding region: 69-878 (269 amino acids)
Biological process (GO): endocytosis
Cellular component (GO): clathrin vesicle coat; membrane
Source: RefSeq, a predicted model, not a curated record